This is a messenger RNA of Populus euphratica (Euphrates poplar), 2897 nucleotides long. RefSeq names its product Pentatricopeptide repeat (PPR) superfamily protein. Bases 164 to 1549 code for a protein of 461 amino acids. Lineage: Eukaryota; Viridiplantae; Streptophyta; Magnoliopsida; Malpighiales; Salicaceae. The transcript is spliced from 2 exons. Gene Ontology annotation, molecular function: mRNA binding; protein binding. The record is from RefSeq and is a predicted model, not a curated record.
CGGUCUUGUAUUUGUAUAUCCACAUUUCAAGUGAUAAAACUACAUGUCGCCUAUCGAUCUUCUCCUCCCUCUCGCCCUCUUUUUGGCGGGAAUAUAGAAGUCACUCAUUUAGGUAGGUCAUCUAUCAAACAAAUACAUAGGACAGAGGAGAGCCCCAGCAAAUAUGAACCCAUCAAGACCCAUCACCCCUUUCAGACUAGCCUCUCUUCUUCGUCUCCAAAAAGACCCUAAACUCGCUCUCCAACUCUUUAAAAAUCCAAACCCAAAGACCCCUUCGAAACCCUUUCGCUACUCUCUUCUCUCUUAUGACCUCAUCAUUACCAAGCUUGGCCGAGCUAAAAUGUUCAAUGAAAUGCAAGAAAUCCUUGCCCAACUCAAAGAAGAAACCCUUGUCACCCCUAAAGAGGCUCUCUUUUGCGACAUAAUCAAUUUCUAUGGCCGUGCUCGCCUCCCUGAAAAUGCUCUCCAACUGUUCGAUGAAUUGCCUUCGUUUCGUGUCCAAAGGACUGUAAAAUCGUAUAAUUCCUUGCUAAGUGUAUUCUUGAUGUGCAAGGAUUUUUAUAAAAUGAAGGAACUUUUUGUAGUUAUCGAGAAAUUGGGGAAAGCAGAUGCUUGUACCUAUAAUUUAUUGAUUCGUGGGUUUUGUGCGAGUGGGAGAUUAGAUGAUGCGUCCAACGUGUUUGAUGAAAUGACUAAUAGAGGUGUUAGUCCUAAUGUGAUUACAUUUGGUAAUUUGAUUUAUGGGUUUUGUUUGCAUCUGAGGUUGAAGGAGGCUUUUAAGCUGAAGACGGAUAUGGUUAAGGUCUAUAGGGUGUAUCCUAAUGCUUAUAUUUACGCGUCAUUGAUUAAGGGGGUUUGUAAGAAUGGCGAGUUAAGUUUAGCUUUUAGGCUUAAGAAGGAGAUGAUUAGAAAUAAAAUUGAGUUGGAUCCAGCAAUUUAUUCUACUUUGAUUAGUGGGCUUUUUAAGGCUGGGAGAAAGGAAGAGGCUUUAGGUGUUUGGGAGGACAUGAAAGAACGUGGGUACAAACCCGAUACUGUAACUUACAAUGUGAUUAUUAAUUUGUUUUGUAAGGAUAAGGAUUUUGAAGCAGCUUAUAGAUUGUUGGAUGAGAUGGUGGAGAAAGGGUGUAAGCCUGAUGUUAUCAGCUACAAUGUGAUACUUCGAGAACUGUUUGAAGAAGGGAAAAGGGGUGAAGCAAAUGAUUUAUUUGAAGAUAUGCCAAGACGUGGCUGUGCUCCUGAUGUUGUUUCCUAUAGGAUUCUUUUUGACGGGUUUUGCAAUGGGAUGCAGUUCAAGGAAGCAGCAUUUAUUUUGGAUGAAAUGAUUUUCAAGGGUUUUGUUCCUUGUUCUGCCAGUAUAUGCAAGUUUGUUAAUAGGUUGUGUGAGGCAAAGAAUGAAGAUUUGUUACGGUCAGCUUUUAAUGCUCUGGAGAAGGGAAAACUUGUCAAUGUAGAUUUAUGGAGGAUGGCUGUUGCCAUGGUAUUCAAGGAUGAUAAACUCUCUAGUUCAUUUAACCUCGUUGAUAGUUUGAUAGAUGUUAUGAACUGACACCAGGACAAUAAUAUUCUAUUCAGUUAUUUUCUGAUGAGGCACGUAAUUGAUUGAAUUUCUUCUUAUGUGAGUGAACAGCAGUAAGAGAUUUAUCGCAUGCAUGAUUGUGUGUUUUCCCACUCCUUGCAUUCCUACUUGCUCGCAAACACUUAGGGUACAGACGGUGCACUUCUUUCUGGUUGCAAAGUUAUUUGUCGGACUGGUCCAUAAAUUAAAAAGUGACAUCAGGCUUUGUAAGAUUUUGACUCGCAGUGAAAGUUACUGAAUCUGGUUGAUAUGAAAAUAUGGAUGUUUCCUUUGAGAAUUGGGUUGUGCUCUUUGAUGAAUAUUUCAGUUCCCUUUCUGAUUCCAAGAAAGUCUCCUUUCAAGAAGCCUUUGGAUCUUUAAGCUUUCAGAAUGUCAUUGGAAAUCUUUGUCCAGCAUCAUUUUUUCCUGGCUGUUGGGACGGGAAAGGUAACACAUGGGAGGGUUCCCUGUCCUUGCAGUUAUUGGAAUCUUAUGUGGGAUGUAUCAAGGAACUUCAGUGACUAUCAGUGGACAACUUUUACAGUCUACAAUUGACUAAGUAUCUCUUCUUGGUUUAUCUGUUCUUCGUGUAAUCUAAGUUCUGUUUCCUGCAAACAUGAUGAGUUGUUGAAUGACCUUCAACUAUAUUAUUCACUCUCUUUCCUUUCAUACCUGAGUUGGUUUAGGUGCAUCCAAAGAUACGAUUGACACAUGGCUGUCCCUCAGUAUUCCGGAAUGAUCUAAUCUGAUAUUUCUCUUACAUCACAUACUUGAGGUAGUCUACUUCUAAUUUAACCAUCAUUGUUUUUCAUGUCUCUCUUUCGUGGUAUUUGCACUUCUCUCUUUCAAUGUGUGUUUCAUAUAGAGAGGUUUCUCUUACUUGACUGAAAGACUCCUUACACACAUGUUCAUUUGUCUAAAUUACAAAAAACUUUCUGAUAAUGUUAUAGCCCUUGGUUUUGUAUAAAUCAAUCGAUCUGUGCGCUUUUGAAUUCAUGUUCUACGCCAAAGCUUUCAGGAAUCAUGGGAUUCCUCUAUUUAUUUCCUAGCCACUUUUUCUUGAGUCUUUUAUAAUUUGGGAAAUCGGGUUCUGUUUGCAGAAUUUAUUGCAUUAAGCACGGAAUAAGAUUGGGUGCAUUGAGCUGUAUUCAGUUAGAAGAGUUAGAAGGUAUACCAAACAUGCGACGAAGUUAAAUGAAUUUCUAUGGUAAGUUUAUAGGUGCUAUACAUGUAUGUAUACGUAUAUACAUAUUUAAACACACAAACUUGAUUCUUGAGUUUGGAUAACUCUGACUCAACUUUACAAUAUAAGUGGAUAUAUUCAUUUAUUUUUCUGCAA